Sphaerulina musiva SO2202 is the source of this 1106-nucleotide messenger RNA. RefSeq lists its product as uncharacterized. Lineage: Eukaryota; Fungi; Ascomycota; Dothideomycetes; Mycosphaerellales; Mycosphaerellaceae. The coding region runs from base 141 to 875 and encodes 244 amino acids. The record is from RefSeq and is a predicted model, not a curated record. The transcript has a single exon.
CUCGUGUUGUCAAGUCUUGUGGUGACUGAGAGCCGGUCGUGCCGACCGAUUAUCGUCUCACCACGCUGUCCUCACUUCCCCCGGCUUACACAUCAGUGACCAACCAACUACUAUCGCUCGAGACGGACAAGACAUGUCCUAUGAAAUAUCAGAAGAAUCCCGCUUCAGAGUCUGAGACCCAAGAUCGUCGUAGAUCCUCGACACUACGUGUACCUGGCCUCGACGGUAACACCCUCCGUCAGCAGAACACGAGCCGCCGCUCGUCCGUGCUGACGAUAACGGAACUCGAACUGCCAGACCUCCACAUAUCCAGUCCUAGUCGCCGCACGGCACUCUCCAGUGGAGCUCACUCCAUGGCGACAACAACGUCCCGCUUCCUCCAACUCCCAGCAGAGAUUCGCAUCCACAUUGCCUCCAUCUACUUUCAACAUGCAGAAAAUCUUCCUCGAAUUAGACCCGCCUACGGUAUCCCGAGCCUGCUCAAGACAUGUCGAACAGUCUACACCGAAGCCAUAGCCCUCUACUAUGCUUCCUCUCCAUUCCGCUGUCUCGAUGAAGCCUCCACCAUCCAUUGGCUUUGUUCACUCCCUCCCAAGUUCCUGGCCAUGAUUCCGGAAGUACGAUAUGAUACUCGCUGGAUCAUCUUUGUGACGCCCUAUAUCCCCAUUCCCGGGACCGAGUUGUGGUUGUGGCAGAAUCUGUUGAAGAAAUUGGAGGCCAACGGAUUGGACCUUGGAACGUUGCUGGAUGUGGAGGCAAAAAACGGUGGGAGUGCGAAGAUGAAAAUCAGCUUCUACAGAAAGGGUGCUGAAGGAGGUAUUGUCUGGAUGGAUGGAAUGGAAUCGAUGGGCGUGGUACAAGGUGACAAUGCGUGAUGUGGUCUGCGAGCACGACGACCCUCCCAGGUGCAGGGUGAUGCUGCAUUAAGGUAGGUAGGUACCUGGGUGCUCUUGGAAGGAAGCUCUUCCCCUCUCGGAAUACGCAUGCCAGCUCUCUCUCAUCUCCUCGUCGCGGUCAUCUAUAAUCUCCCUCCCAAAAGCGUGCUGAUACGCCCAUUGUCAGUCUCCACACGUGUCAUGUGGUAUGCUGCUCACCUGGCUUUUCCG